AUGCUGCGCUCGACGCAUCUGUGGUUGCAUGGACCAGCAGCGCGAUCGCAGUCUGUGCUUGCGGCACUGCUACGCAUCCGGCACCAGCAUCAGCGUCCACCGCAUUCCCUCAACCGCCGGGAUGCACCGAUGCAGUUGUUGUCCUCCUCGCAUGACCACGUUGUUUCUGCAUUGCAGGAGCGGCAGCAGUUGGUGGACGAGGCGAUGAAGAUUCUCCGAAAAGAAGUCCGUGGCGGUGACGCCCUCUCAGACGUGGAUGCCGCGUCGGCCAAUUUUUGCGUUGAGGUGGGAAAGCUGUUGAGCGUCGCGGCGGCGUUUGGGGCCACCACGACUACCCCUCGCGUCGCCGAGGCGCUGCAGUGGGUGCGGAUGAACAAGAAACAGCUGGUGUCCAUGCGGCAGGUGAUGUCCAUCUGCGUGCCUCUGCUUAACCUCAAGGACGGCAAGACGGCCGGAAGACGCUUCGUGAUGGAGGAACUCAGCACACAGCUGCUGGAAGCCCUGGAGGCCCCAGUUCCCACGGCGGCGUCUUCCGAGUCGGAACUAAAGCAACACCGCAGCGCCGUCGUCUCAGUCUUUGUUCUUGUGGGGAGAAUCCUGGAGAGUGACAGUGGCGAUGCUGAUGAAGCGAAGAGGGCCGCCGGCGAGGACGGCCUCCACCACGUCCCUCCAAUGGAGGAUUCCCUCGUGUUGUACCAAAAGGCAUCGCUGCUUUUCACAAAAGGUGUUCAUGCACUUCUCACGUCGGCGAAGCGGUCGCUUCCGCCGCUUGAUAUUUCUGAAUGUGUUCACAUACUGCAUGCCUGUCAGCGCCUGGAAACGGGUCCUGGCGGCAACUCCGUGGCGGCGGCGAGGGACGGACUGCAGAAGGUGCGGCCCAUGAUUGAGGCAGCGCUUGGCCCCUCUACGGCGGGGACGAGCAAACGACCGACUGACGUUUGCCAUCUACUUUCCGUGACGUCCAAGCUGCAGGAUGCCCGAGAUAUGAGUGAGUUAUCCCGUGCUGCGCUUGCACUUUUACCACUCGCGUUGGCCUCUGCGUCUGCGAAGGAUAUUUGCGUGGUACUUCAGGUGUUGGUGCGAUUGCGUACCAGUGCACCGGAGGUGAUAGCGUCACCGAUGGUUCGGCGUGUCCUUGAGGCGGUGCGUCCAAAGCUGUUUCUCAUCGCUGAAACCCAUCCAGGCUCACUGCGACAUAUCGAGUGUUCCUUGCUGAUGUCGACUCUCUCUCGUCUUGACGAAGAACUGGCGGAUGACCUUGUGAAUCUCCUUUGCGGCUGUUUCUCCGCUUCCAUGGAGCUGGUACAGCCAGCGCAACUUGUUCCGUUUCUCCAAGGCCUCGCUAGGUGCAGCGAGGCGGCCUCCCGACACUCGGAUGAGGCGCACCAUGUGCCCUUCUGGGAAGUUGCCCGUCUCCCAUCGGUGCUUCCGACCAUUGAGCAGGCCGCCGAUCGUGCUACCGCCUGGGCGGCGGCCGGGACCUUGACGGGCUUGGAGUCGGCACAGUUGCUACUUCUUUUUGCACGGCUGCGGUACGCCAGGGUUACCGCCGUCUACGUGGCCUUGGAGCCGAAACUGGCGUUGACCGUCGAUCGCUUGUCAAAAGGCCUCUCCGACGAUGGCAACAACGGCCGUGUCGCGGAUGUUGCUCGUAGCACCGGUGACGAGGACGUCGUUGGCGGCGGCGACGGCGGGUUGAGUCAGGGGUCAAAGCAGCAGGCGUUGGGUGCCGCCGGCAUGAUUUCGCUUACUUCGGCCCUAAUGAACGCCCUGGCCGUUUACCGAGAUGAGGCGGUGACUGUCACACGAGAGGAGGAGGUGUCGCUCCAGCGCGCAGAAAAUUUAUAUGAGACCCUACGGCAAGGUGCCGUGGGAAGCAUCGCGCGAACGGAUAACCCAAAGUCGCUUGUGAUGCUUCUGCACCUGCUCCUGUCUGAAGGGAAGAAGGCAGGAGGAAGAGGAGGAGGAGGGGUAAAUGCCGCUCUGGAAAAUGAUAUGACGGCGGCGGCUGCUUCCUCCUUCCCCUCCUCUCGGCCGCUGGAUGUGGUGGGUGGACAGGUGUGUCUUGUCGCACCUGCCACGAACGCGUACGAGGUUGGGGCCAUCGCCAAGGCCCUUGGAGAAUUGGUGGCGCAUGAACUGAUCGGGGAGGCGGAGGCGCAGCGGGCCAUGGAAGCAAUUUUGAGCCGGAGCGAGGCGGUUGAGUUGAGUGUUUACGAUGCGCAGUCCCUGCUGGAGGGGAUGCGACGGGUGCGUGUGGUGUCCAUCCCUCCGGCCUUUCUCCACCGUCUGGCGACGCUGCUGCAGACGACACCCAACAAGACGGCAUGGGUCCUGCGACGCCUGCUUCCGGUGUUGAAGACGGUCACAUUGACGUCCGCUGCGCUGGAGGCAUUGGUUAAGCUGACGGAAGUGGCAAUGGCAAAUGCAUGCGCUUUGAUGUCCACUAACGCCUCAUCGCCCCCGCCGCUUCGUGAAACCGCACUUUUUGCCCAUGUCUUGGCGCAGCUGUACGGUUUCUCCUCGGAAGCUCUCGUGUCGAACGUUGCGGCGAAGGAGGGAGCGGAGGUGACGGAGGAGUUGGGGGAGGAGGAGGAGACCGUAGCGGAGGAAACCGAGGAGGCAGAAGCAAACUGUUUGGACGAUACUGCUGCCGAUGAGCCUGAUGAGUUUAGGCAACACCUAGAAAACGUGACGAGACAAGCAUUUUCAGCCCUGGGAGAUGUUGCCUGUUCGUCCCUGCAGCAACUCGGCGAUUCCAGUGAUGGCUCACAGUGCACGACGCAGAUAUCACCGAAGGAGGUUGUGAUGCUUGUGCAGAGUUUUGAAAGAGUGGGAGUGAGGCAUCACACGCUCCUCUACGAGGUUGUUCCGUUCGUCCGAGACAUGUCGGCGGCCAUGGAGCCGUUGGAGCUGUCCCUACUGCUUAAUGCCUUCGCUCGUCUUGGCGCAUGGAACGGGCAAGUUUUAAAUACACUGGCGGGUAAUGUUGCGGCACAGGUAAAUACAUGUAGCCUCAAGCAGUGUCAGUCCAUCUUACAGGCCCUCCAGUCCUCUGGGUUUCUUCGCCCUGGUGUCUUCUUCCCGACUGCGGCGUACAAGGCAAGCCUGGAGCAAGAUUGGCGCCCUGCGUGUGCCCCAACAGCACAGGCGUCCAUCAAUCCCCUUGUAUUGCUUGCGACAAGCGUUGUGGAUCGUAUGACGAGACUCAUUGAACGCCCCGAGUCCAUCCCUGCCUUGUUGGAGGCCCAGAGUCUGGAGGACGUCGCCGCUGUCGUUCGGGUUUUGGGUUUUUUUGACCAACCGCCACAGCCGGCCUUCGACACGUACUUUGCGAUGGCGGUGGAUAAGUUCCUGUUUGCCAGGAAGUCUCUUGUGGGCGCCGCCUCACCACGUCAGCAGCGGAACUGGUUGAUGAUGGCCCUCGCCCUUAAAGGCCACGUGGGCAAACUGCGGCGCUACCAUCGUCAGUGCGUCUCUGCUCAGGCGAUAUCGUGCGCCGUCACUUCCCACCAAACGGCUUUCGUCUCGCUGUCACCGGGGCUGCGACUGAUGCCGGAGGAAAAGGUGGCGGAGCUUUAUGGCACUUGCUCUGUAUGUGCCAUGCUCUACCGCGGAAGCUUUUCUCCGGAAGAGGCCUCACCGUUUUUGGAAGUUAUUUCCGAGAAACUGCGGGAUGAGGAUGUGUCCCGAAACCCCCGCCGUGUCAGUAGCGCGCUGCGACAUUUGACAAAAACCUCUUGUAGGCACAUCGGCGCUCCACGUGUUGUCUAUCAGAUUGCGUUGGACUCGGCGCAGCGCCUUGUCGCGCAAUUGCAAGGCACUGCGGCCGAGGAAGAAAGUGGCAAUGCACCUGUGUGCUCUGCUUCAGCUGCCGCAGCGGUGGCGGAGGUUCUUUGCAUGAAUCAUCUUGUGUUUCCCCCGCCUUUGGCGGGGGACGCAGAAGCACUGCUUCCAAUGUUGUUUUUCUUCGUGGAUCAAUUGCGGAAGAACGACGUUUCAAAGCUUUCCGUCACAGAGGCUUCCAUCCUUGUCUUGGCCACUGCCACUGGGACAGCUGUGGCGGGCCGUUGUCCGGUGAACGUGAAAUGGCUAGAUGAAGUGCAGCAUGACAUUAUCUUGAAGGAGAGGCAUAUGUCCGUGCAUGAUGCGGUGAGUAUCCUCCUUGCUGGGGCGCUGUGCCCCGAUGAACGUAUUGUGCGGGCAGAGACAGUGCAGUCGGCCUCGCGUGUGCUGGUGAGUCAGAUGGGAAAAACCGAUUGGACGGGGUUGUGGUUAUUGCCCGAGCUAUACCGUCUUAUGAUGGCGGGUGACGCCUGCCUCAUGGCGCAGUGCACACGGCUCCAGGAUGCGGCUGCUGAUGGCGCUGCCGCUUCAGAUGCUGGCGGCGUGUUGGAGGUCGUUGAGCGAGUUCUGCCGGCGCUACUGCGGGCGACGCGCUCUGCCGCAAAGGACGUCGCACCGACGUUGUCUUUGCAGUGCCGGGCGGACCUGGCUGAGGUAUACCGGCGCCAUGCGACGACGCAGGGGGAUGACGCGGGGCUGGCCGAGGCCCUCGCGCAACUGCUGGAGGAGCAGGAGUCGUGUGUUUCCCUGCAUUCCAACAAAUACACGGCGUGA
This is a messenger RNA of Trypanosoma conorhini, 4620 nucleotides long. RefSeq lists its product as uncharacterized. The transcript has a single exon. NCBI's taxonomy places the organism in Eukaryota, Euglenozoa, Kinetoplastea, Trypanosomatida, Trypanosomatidae. The coding region runs from base 1 to 4620 and encodes 1539 amino acids. The record is from RefSeq and is a predicted model, not a curated record.